Messenger RNA from Paramecium sonneborni, 1219 nucleotides. The record is from the annotation of a GenBank genome assembly. NCBI's taxonomy places the organism in Eukaryota, Ciliophora, Oligohymenophorea, Peniculida, Parameciidae.
AUGGAUUAAAUUGAAAUUGAAAUCAAAGAAAUGGAUGCAUUAUAUUUUGAUAAAGAAUAUGCAAUUUAUCAUCCUUCUAAUAAUGAAAUAUUGUAAAAGGACAUACAUGAAUUUCAACAUUUUAAGAAUGUGAUUGCAUGCUUUUAUAAUUAUACAAAUGAUAUGAAGAUAGAACUUUAGAGAAUUAAAACUCAUUUUUAAGUACUUAAACCUGAAUAAAGAAACAAUCUAUUAAUGAAUUAUGAAGAAAGAAUAAAAAAAUUUGAUUAUUGUAUUAAGAAAAAUGCACAUUUUUGUUUUUUGAUAGUUGCUGCUUAUGUAGAUAUGUUUCCAGAGAUGGAUUUAAGUUAAGUUACUUAUUUAUCAGAUUUACCAUACUUUCCUCAUGCACAACAUGGUGAUAUUUCAAAACUAAGGAUAACUUUAAAAUAAUUUUAUCGAGGUAUAAUUAUAAAAUUAAUAAAGAUUGGAGCCUUUAAGGCUAAGCUGAAAGAGAUUAAUCUUAUAAGCUAAUUAUUGAUUGUUUACAAUAAUUUUACCCAGAUGCAAGAAUAAAAAAUGUGAAAUAUUAGGUACUUUUGCCUGGAGCAGGCUUAGGGAGACUUGUAUUUGAAUUGGCAAGUAGAGGAUUUGCAGCAUAAGGAAAUGAAUUCUCUUAUUUCAUGCUUUUGAGUUCACAUUUCAUUAUUAAUCUUACUUAGAAAAAAAACUAAUAUGAAUUAUAUCCAUUUGCAAAUAAUUUUUGCAAUAGAUUAUGGUAUUAUAAUAUUAACCUAGUGAAAAUGAUUAAUUUGAGUAGGUAAAAGUACCUGAUGUUGUUCCAGCAGACAUUUUAACUGAAAAUGAUGAAAUGUCUUUUGUAGCCGGAGAAUUUAUUAUUGUCUAUCAUCAACCUAAAUACUUUAAUUUUUGGGAUAGUAUUAUAACUUGCUUCUUCAUUGAUACAGCGAAUAAUGUAUUAGAAUAUAUUGAUGCUAUUUAUGAUAUUUUAAAAACUAAAGGAUGUUGGAUAAACUUUGGACCUUUAGAAUAUCAUUUUGCAAACUAAUUCUCUGAAACAAGUAUUGAAUUAAGUUAUGAGGAUCUUAAACAUUAUAUAUAGUAAAAAGGAUUUGAAAUAAAAUGUGAAUAAAUGUAGGAAUCUACAUAUAAUCAUUCAAAACUAGAUUAAAAAUACUUAAUAUAUAAUUGUAUAUUUUUUAUGGCUAUAAAGAAGUGA